AUGAGAAAACUCAGUGAAACGAAAGAUCUCCCUGAGGGUUUCAAAAUCGAGGUCAGCAAGAAUCAGCCGGUUGGCAAUAAAAUGUUCAUCGGGGGUCUCUCGGCUGAUAUCAGUAAGCAAGCUCUUCGCGAGUACUUGUCUCAAUUUGGCGAGGUCGUCGAUUUUAUUAUUAAAACCCACCCAAACACUGGAUUACCCAGGGGUUUUGGGUUUGUGCUUUUCAAAGAUAAGGCCACCGUUGAAAAGGUGCUCCAAAUACAAGAGCACAUUGUGUGUGGCAGGAAAAUCGAGCUUAAAAGAGCUAAAGUUAUGGAAUCGAAAUUCUGUCCCAGAAAGGUUUUUGUGGGUGGGCUGAACCCUCGAAUGCCUGAAGAAAAAAUCAGAGAGUACUUUGGGACAUUUGGAGUGAUUGAGAAUAUUGAGCUUCCAGUGAGUCGAAGAACAAAUGAAAGACGAGCUUUCUGCUUUAUCUCAUAUGCUGAGGAAACCGCAGUGAGAAAGCUGUUAGAAGCGAAGUACCAUUUCAUCGGCUCCGGGCGGUGUGAAGUUAAAAUUGCACUACGGAAUCCAAAUCUGAAGCCGCAACAGAUGGGAGAAAGAGAUGCUCCCCUUCCCAGUGUAGGCAAUCCCUGGGGAGACAGAGCGUUGCCCGCAAACCCAAAUGCUUUCACAGCCGACCAAAAUGUUUGUGGGGCGGUUGGAGGCGGCGAGAGCUCUUCUACGAUGCUCGUUCCUGUUCCGUUGGCAGCCUGCAAUCAAGGCUUUGUUUUUCCUGAUGAAGAGUAUGGCGAUUUCUACAAUGUCUACAGCGACCAGCCGGUUUUUCAUAACUACAGUGGACAGUAUUUUCUUGGAUAUAACCAUGGCACCCAUGCGAUUGGAGCUGUACCUCCUAAUUACAAUGUGCAGAUGAACGAGGCGGCUCCCUUUGAUCCUGGUUGCCAUGGAGUUUACCAACUUUUCUGA
Molecule: messenger RNA, 966 nt
Organism: Rhinolophus ferrumequinum (greater horseshoe bat)
Lineage: Eukaryota; Metazoa; Chordata; Mammalia; Chiroptera; Rhinolophidae
Product: heterogeneous nuclear ribonucleoprotein D-like
Exons: 1
Coding region: 1-966 (321 amino acids)
Biological process (GO): regulation of gene expression
Cellular component (GO): nucleoplasm
Molecular function (GO): poly(G) binding; poly(A) binding
Source: RefSeq, a predicted model, not a curated record